Messenger RNA from Talaromyces proteolyticus, 3302 nucleotides. RefSeq names its product putative autophagy protein Apg9. The transcript is spliced from 2 exons. The record is from RefSeq and is a predicted model, not a curated record. Bases 252 to 3107 code for a protein of 951 amino acids. Gene Ontology annotation, biological process: protein localization to phagophore assembly site; autophagy of mitochondrion. Lineage: Eukaryota; Fungi; Ascomycota; Eurotiomycetes; Eurotiales; Trichocomaceae. Gene Ontology annotation, cellular component: autophagosome; phagophore assembly site.
GUGCCUAGGGCACGUGCCAAGCUGCGUCAUGCGCGACAACAGUACUUCAGCCUGUACAGCUAGGCAUUAAUCACGAGGGAAUGAAGUUAGGUCACAUUGUGGUUUGUGGGCUCUUGUGAUCUCCUGUCGCAUUAUUCAGUUGUCAUCUUCAUCUUCGCGUUGGUGAAGCUACCUAUGGCAACACCACCAGCGUGACUGCCGCCAUGAAAGUGAAAGGAACUGGCGAUCGGUACGACGUCCUAUAACCGGCCAUGAUGAACUCUAAUAUAUUAUCACGGCUGCUCCCUUCGACGGGCUCGCCUUCCAUCUACGAAGCCAUCAGGAACGACGACGAGGCUUCGAUAUCGGAUACCGAAGAGCGCGCUGCCAUGGCUCUAGACGAAGAGAACCUCCGAGAAUCGCUACACAGUUACAACCUCGAAGAUGCUGCAGACAGCCAGGUAACAACGCAUAGCACGGCGUUUCUGGGGCAAAGACCCCAUAAGAAAUCAUCCAACAUUCAUUCUAGGAAAACGGGAAGCGGUGCUGGUCCUUCGCGACCCCGUUGGAUGCACUCUCCGCGAGGAAUCCUCGAAGCUGAUGAGGGAGACGAUGACGUCCCUGCAUCUUUGCUAGUGGAAGGUAAUGAUAUGGAGGAUCUACCAAAGCCUCCAGCACCCCCACCUCAUCAUAUCGACGAUGAUCACAACCGUUUUCCAGAUGACCGACCAUCACCUCUGAUUUCGCGAGACCAAUGGAGGACUGGACGAGAUCCACAGGAUCAUGUUUCCUUUUUGCCGGCGCCUAUUCUUUCCCGAGCACGACGGACAGGUGGACUGUCAGGCAUGGCAUCUGCAAGUCCUAAGGAUAAGGCUAUGUGGAGGUGGGCGAAUGUGGAGAACCUGGACAACUUCUUGAAGGAUGUAUACAUUUACUACCUUGGAAACGGUAUCUGGUGUAUUUUACUGAGCCGCACACUUAACUUACUGACACUCGCAUUUGUUGUCGGUUUCACGACUUUCUUGUCAAGUUGCGUCAACUACAGUGCUAUCCCAAAUAGCGAGUCCUUGGAUAAGAUAUUGGUUCCGAGAUGCAUGACCAAGAUUUCUACGUCGACAACAUUACUUCUUUGGUUGUUCACUUUUUUCUGGAUCGGCAAAUUCAUCCAAUACGUACUAGACGUUCGGAGGCUCCGACAAAUGCACGACUUCUACUUAUAUCUACUAAAUAUCUCUGACCCCGAAAUACAAACAAUAUCCUGGCAAGAAGUUGUCAGUCGAUUAAUGACUCUGAGGGAUUCCAAUCCAGCCACAGCUGCGGCAAUACCCGCCAGGCAUCGCAGAUUCAUGGGUAGCCAAUCCAAGCAGCGCAUGGAUGCACAUGAUAUAGCUAAUCGACUCAUGCGGAAAGAGAAUUACCUGAUAGCUCUAUUCAACAAGGAUAUCCUUGAUCUCACUCUCCCAGUACCGUUCCUCCGAAACCGACAGCUCUUCUCUCGCACUCUAGAGUGGAACUUGAAUCUGUGUAUUUUGGACUAUGUUUUCAAUGAACAAGGCCAAGUGCGGCCGCUUUUCCUCAAAGACACGCAUCGAAGAGCCUUGAGUGAAGGAUUAAGAAGACGUUUCGUUUUUGCGGGCAUAAUGAACAUAUUCGUGGCUCCUUUCAUCGUCGUUUAUUUCAUGAUGCACUACUUUUUCAGGUAUUUCAAUGAAUACCAGAAGAACCCGUCGCAAAUUGGAUCGCGGCAGUACACACCCCUCGCCGAGUGGAAAUUCCGCGAGUUCAAUGAACUUUGGCAUCUUUUCCAACGCCGAAUUAAUAUGUCGUAUCCUUUUGCGAGCCGAUAUGUGGACCAAUUUCCUAAGGAUAAAACUGUACAGAUCUCACGAUUUGUAGCAUUCAUUGCAGGAGCACUUGCGUCAGUUCUGGCACUGGCAUCUCUACUGGAUCCAGAGCUAUUUCUGGGAUUUGAGAUUACACCUGGUCGUACUGUUCUCUUUUACCUUGGAAUAUUCGGCAGUGUAUGGGCAGUUGCCCGUGGGCUGGUGCCUGAGGAAACAGAUGUUUUUGAUCCUGAAUUUGCACUCAUCGAAGUGACAGACUUCACACAUUAUCGUCCUGCACACUGGACAGGACGUUUGCAUAGCGAUGAAGUGAGACAAGAAUUUGCCAUGCUGUAUCAGAUGAAGAUUGUUAUAUUCCUGGAAGAGAUUUUAAGCAUGAUUUUUACACCAUUUGUUCUCUGGUUCAGCCUUCCCAAAUGCAGCGAUCGCCUGAUUGAUUUUUUUCGGGAAUUUACCGUCCAUGUAGACGGGCUGGGCUAUGUCUGCUCUUUUGCAGUUUUUGAUUUCAAAAAGGGCACAAAUGCCAACGUCGAAAACCGUGAUAUCCAUCAUAAUCGCCCUGCGCGGGACCUACGUGAUGAUUAUUUUUCAACCAAAGACGGAAAAAUGCUGGCUUCGUACUAUGGAUUUUUAGAUAGCUACGGUGCAAACCCUCGCGCUGGUGCAGGUCCUGGGACACGAAGACGAUUCCAUCCUCCUCCAUCGUUUCCUGCGCUUGGCUCAGCACUUCCAGCCGACGCAACUCCCCGUCCAGAACGGUACGAUCAGACACAAAUCCGCCAGUCACCAGCGACUGGGCCGUUGAAUCAUUACCCUACGAUGCGCGCAUCUCGAUUCGGAGGCCCCCCAGCUCCCGGCUCUCCUCUUCACUCAAUGCUCCUCGAUCCACAUCACCAGCCGUCCGCAUCAGCACUCCGUUCAACAAAUAGGGUGGGUAAUCAACCACGUUCCCGUCAAUAUCAUCAAGCUGCUACGUCCAAUGAUGUUACGGGAGAAGCCAAAGAGUUGUCCAUUGCCGACGGUCCUAGUUCUUCCAAAGACCGUGUAGCCCAAUCUGGCCAAGUUGGCGAGGAUUCUACUGGAGCAGUCGCCACCAGUGACAAUAACCUUGAGGGGUCUUGGCGCAUCAAUCUCGCCGGGGAGGCGGAUGACGACGAUAGUGUAGAAGAAGGAGACGAGGUGGAAGCUGUAGUCAACGGCCCCGGCGGUGUCCUGGGCUUGCUCCAGCAAUUCCAAAAGGUCAACAACGAAAGCAGGGCAGGCGGGGGAACAGUCGGUAUAUGAGCUAAGAGGUUGCUCUACUUCUUAUCUUAGUUGUGCGCAUGUUUUAUUAGUAUCGAUAGAGCUAUUAUUCCUCCGGCUGGAACGACCGUUUCUGAGAAGCAUAGAUUAGCGUGCAUUUAAUCCUUUGGAAUAAGAAUGCAACGCUAUUAAUGGGAAUCAAGAUUCACAUGACAAAGAGUAGCAUAAAAAUUUAAC